This is a messenger RNA of Morchella sextelata, 720 nucleotides long. RefSeq lists its product as uncharacterized. Gene Ontology annotation, cellular component: cytoplasmic exosome (RNase complex); nucleolus; nuclear exosome (RNase complex). NCBI's taxonomy places the organism in Eukaryota, Fungi, Ascomycota, Pezizomycetes, Pezizales, Morchellaceae. Gene Ontology annotation, biological process: nuclear mRNA surveillance; poly(A)-dependent snoRNA 3'-end processing; rRNA catabolic process. The record is from RefSeq and is a predicted model, not a curated record. Bases 1 to 720 code for a protein of 239 amino acids. The transcript has 2 exons.
AUGGUCAUCAGCAACACCGCAUCAAUCGGCUUUCUUCCAAGAGCAGAUGGCUCGGGAUCUUUCGUCUCAGGACGUACAUCUAUCAUCGCCUCCGUAACUGGUCCCAUGGAGGUUCGGAUUCGUGAUGAACUCCCACAGAAAUCACACGUCGAGGUGAUUGUCAGACCAGCGAUUGGAGUCACAAGUACCAGGGAAAAGUAUCUUGAGGCGCGCCUUCUCUCUGCCCUCAAGCCACUGAUCCUCCGAUCCAACCACCCCCGAACUUUGAUCCAGAUUGUGGUGCAGGUCGUGCAAACAGCCGGAACCGAUGAAAAUGCUUCGACUACACUCCUAUUACUUGCACCAGCCAUGAAUGCUGCUGUUUUAGCCCUAUUGGAUGCUGCUGUGCCACUGAAAAGCGUCCUUGCUGCUACCACAGUGGCCUUCAUGAAGGGUAGCGGCGGGGUUGUUGUGGAACCAGGACUAGACGAGUUGAAAAAUUCUUCCAGCACACAUGUUCUCGCUUUCACCAGUACCGGCCAACUGGGAUUUGUCGAAAGUGACGGAGAGUUUGAGUACGAAGAUUUUGAAAGAGUUGUGGAAGCUGGUCGCAGGGUUUGCUCAGUGGAACAGAAAGGCCACCACGCCAUGGAUAUGGGUGCAAAAUACCAGGCGGUCGGUGAAUUGAUUAGAAAGAUAAUGAGCCAAAAGGUAGAAAAGGAUAUGAGAUGGAGGGCAUAA